Molecule: messenger RNA, 2065 nt
Organism: Prosopis cineraria
Lineage: Eukaryota; Viridiplantae; Streptophyta; Magnoliopsida; Fabales; Fabaceae
Molecular function (GO): protein binding
Source: RefSeq, a predicted model, not a curated record
AGUGGCACCUGAUUUCUAUCAUUUGGGCUUCGGCAUCGCAUGUGUCCAAUUUCCUGAAUUAUCUAAAUUCACCCUGUGCCCUCCCUCUGCUGUCCUUUGCUUUCUUUGUUGCUUCUAUUUUGUUUUGCUUUUUUGCUUCCUUGUGUCAAAAAAAAAAAAAAGAUUCAAUUGUUCUGUUUAAGGAGAAAAUGACCAAAAUCGACUUCAGAUGUCCCAGGUUAGUACUCGGAGCGCAAUAGUAAACAUUCUACUUGGGUACCCUGCAUGUGCAGAAAAUUCUGCAAAACGCGUCAUCACACCGCGCUUCCAUCUAUGAGAACGUAGAUCCUUUGUAGGCCUACCAUAAUAAGACUCAGCUGUUUCCAGUUUCCAAAUUUCUCUCCAAUCCUCUACGGAUAGCCUGAAAUGGAUCCGGUCCUACUCAUUACGGGGCUUUCGGUUUUGCUGGGUGCUCUCAUCGCCCUCGCUUUCUUCAGGAGUUAUUUUUCGCAACGGAAAUCCGAUAUUCGAACCAUCGCCAAUCCGGAGCCUCUGUCAGACCCCAAGAAGAACUCCAAGCCGGCUCAACAAUUCUCCAAGAAGUCCCAAGCCAAAUCACAUUCCCACUCUUCUGAUAAGGAUCAUGCCAAGCGACAUCAUCCAUUGGAUUUGAAUACUUUGAAAGGCCACGGUGAUGCUGUAACAGGCAUAUGCUUCUCCUCAGAUGGACGAAGUUUGGCCACAGCUUGUGCUGAUGGAGUUGUGAGGUAUUUAAGUUGGAUGAGCAUUAAGCAAAAUUUAUGCAGGUUUAUGAGAAUAAAUUUGCCUGCUGGAGGUCAACCAACUGCAAUUGCGUUUUCUGAUGAUGUGUCCUCAAUUGUUGUAGCAACUCAUAAUCUCUCUACUAGUUCAUUAUACAUGUAUGGAGAACAGAACCCUAAAACUUUGGAAAAUAAGCCACAAGCUAAGCUUCCUCUCCCAGAAAUUAAGUGGGAACAUCACAAAGUUCAUGACCAAAAGGCUAUACUGACUCUGUUUGGAACCACUGCAAGUCAUGGAAGUGCUGAUGGGAGUACACUUGUUGUUUCUUGUUCAGAAGGGACUGACAUCAUUCUUUGGCAUGGAAAAUCUGGGAAGAAUUUAGGCCAUGUGGAUACAAAUCAAUUGAAAAAUACCAUGGCAGCUAUAUCAUCUAAUGGGCGUUUUAUUGCAGCAGCAGCAUUUACUGCAGAUGUUAAAGUCUGGGAGAUUGUGUAUGCAAAGGAUGGAUCAGUCAAGGAAGUUUCAAAAGUUAUGCAGCUUAAGGGGCAUAAGAGUGCAGUAACUUGGUUAUGCUUCACCCCAAAUUCAGAGCAAAUGAUCACAGCAUCCAAGGAUGGGACCAUAAGAAUAUGGAAUAUCAAUGUACGCUAUCAUCUUGAUGAGGAUCCAAAGACUUUGAAGGUGUUCCCAAUUCCUCUUCAUGAUUCAAAUGGCAUGGUUUUGCCCUACGACCGCCUUAGUAUUUCCCCUGAUGGAAAGAUUUUGGCUGUUACGCAUGGUACCACAUUGCAAUGGUUAUCUGUUGAGACUGGAGUGGUUUUGGAUACAGGAAAAGCCCAUGAUGGUGACAUAACAUGCAUUUCAUGGGCACCUAAAACUAUUCCAAUGGGAAAUGAUCAAGUGUUGGUUUUAGCCACAGCCAGUUCUGACAAGAAAGUUAAGUUAUGGGCAUCUCCAUCGCUCCAUUCUUCCUGAACUAUCAUUUCAGCACGCAACAAAUCUCUCUAGCUGGAGCUUGUGUGAGUACCAUCUUACCUUUAAUUGCAAGAAGGAUCCUUGAGAAGUUCUCAGCUUCUGUGUUUAUUCUCAUUUUACAACUAAUGAAGCCUGCAUACUUAUUCAUCCUCUAAAGUAAAUGAGAAAAAAAGGAGUUAAGAUUUGUUUGAAUAUGUUUUUACAUAAAAUUAUACAAGUUCUCAGGGACUGGGAAUUUGUUUAGUACAUCAAUGAUGCUGCUGGUUUUGGCUGCUAAUAUGAAUAACGAUGUGAGAAUGGUAAUUGUAACAAUGAAAGGAAACAGGUUGCCUGAUAGGUUAGGUUCUUA